AUGGCGAAGGGCGGCGGCUUCUACGCCGUGGCGGCGGGCCGCUCGACGGGGGUCUUCACGACGUGGGCGGAGUGCGAGGCGCAGGUAAAGGGCUUCAACGGGUCCAGGUACAAGAAGUUCAAGACGAAUACCGAGGCGCGCGCCUUCAUCGACGACUACAACAAGCAACAUGGCUUCACUCCCUCCUCCUCCGAGCUGUCACCACCAGCUGCGAACCCAAAACGACCCAGAGAGGAUGCUGUUGUAGUGGGGCAGCCUCCCGCUCAGAAACUUAAACAAGACCAACCAGGAACCUAUUACGCCGUCGCUAAAGGUGGUUGGUGGUAUGCAGUGGCUAAGGGGCGGAAGACGGGUGUGUUCCGCACGUGGGCUGAAGCCAAGAAGCAGGUCGAGAACUUGUUCAGUGCCAGCUUCAAGAAGUUCCCGACCAAGGAGCAGGCGGAGGCGUUCGUGAACCAGCACGCUGCAGCUACCAAGGGUCAGUCGGGAGACCCGGACCCGAAAGACCCCAGCAGCUUGGUGGCUUUCUGUGAUGGGAGCGCUCUGGAGAAUGGACGCAGGGGCUGUCGGGCAGGUUACGCGUGUAUUUUCCCUCAUAACGAGAGCUGGAAUGUAGCCAAGCAGCUCGUGGAAGAUCGAGUAACGAACAAUCGGGCGGAGUACAUGGCUGCACUUGAAGCCAUGAAGCGUGCGAACAUCGAGGACCCCGAGGCAUCGCGCGUGCUCUUCAUCUUCUCGGAUAGUAUGCUGCUGAUCCGAUCCAUGACGGAGUGGGUCGGGACCUGGCAGAAGAACAACUGGAAGAAGUCGGACGGCGCGUCAGUGCAGAAUCGCGACCUACUGGAGCUGUUGAUGGCGGAGAAGGGCAAGCGUCGAGUACGCUGGACCCACGUCAAGGCGCACACCGGCAAGAAGGACUGGAGGUCGAAGUGGAACGAUGUUGCAGACAAUGCUGCUCGUGGUGCAGCGUUGACCGUUGGUGCUGAGAAUUGA
Phytophthora sojae is the source of this 993-nucleotide messenger RNA. RefSeq lists its product as hypothetical. NCBI's taxonomy places the organism in Eukaryota, Oomycota, Peronosporomycetes, Peronosporales, Peronosporaceae. The record is from RefSeq and is a predicted model, not a curated record. Gene Ontology annotation, biological process: DNA replication, removal of RNA primer. The coding region runs from base 1 to 993 and encodes 330 amino acids. Gene Ontology annotation, molecular function: nucleic acid binding; RNA-DNA hybrid ribonuclease activity; magnesium ion binding. The transcript has 2 exons.